This is a messenger RNA of Epithele typhae, 1623 nucleotides long. RefSeq names its product LTV-domain-containing protein. The transcript is spliced from 5 exons. NCBI's taxonomy places the organism in Eukaryota, Fungi, Basidiomycota, Agaricomycetes, Polyporales, Epitheliaceae. Bases 1 to 1623 code for a protein of 540 amino acids. Gene Ontology annotation, biological process: ribosomal small subunit export from nucleus; ribosomal small subunit biogenesis. Gene Ontology annotation, cellular component: cytosol; nucleus; preribosome, small subunit precursor. The record is from RefSeq and is a predicted model, not a curated record.
AUGCCUCCCAAAUCCAUUUUCCGCCAGCCCGGCGCGCAGCACUUUCAGGUUGUUCACCGCUCGCAGCGCGACCCCCUCAUUCAUGACCCAGAAGCCAGCAAGCAAGUGCUGAAGGCGGUAGUGAGAGGUAACCUCGCAAAGGGAAAAUCCAGAACAGAGCUCGAACAGCUCAUUGCGCCCGCCGAUCUUGUCCGCGACAGGCAAAGGCCAAACAUAGGAGAAGCUGCCGCCUACGGAGUCUACUAUGACGACACCGAAUACGACUACAUGCAACAUCUCAAGCCGGUUGGAAUGCAGGAGGAUGGCGUCGACAGUAUAUGGCUUGAAGCACCGGAGACGAAAUCGAAGGGAAAGGCGAAGGCGAAAGACGUCUCAAGUCUGCUCAGGCUUCCGGAAGACAUCCUACCCUCCAAGACGGAGCUACCCAGGAACUAUGAAGCUCAACAGAACAUCCCUUCGUCUAUCUCCGGCUUCCAGCCAGAUAUGGACCCCCAUCUGCGACAGGCGUUGGAAGCUCUAGAGGACGACGCCUUCGUGGAUGACGAUCUGGAAGACGACUUCUUUGGAGAAUUAGUCGCCGAUGGUGAGCGCGGUGAGGAUGACAACGUGCACUUUGAGUUCCGUGAAGAUGUAUGUGAAAAUGAUGUCGGAGGUGCGCAGAGCGGAAGGGCAGAGGAAGGGGAAGACGAGUCCUGGGAAGUUCGAUUCGCCAAAUUCAAGCAGGAGCGAAAAACAUCGCAUGACGGCACAGAAGGAUCUGAGUUCGACGAGUACUCGGAAGGCGAAGACACAGUGGGCACACUUCCUGCAAUGCCCGUUAUGGGAGCAAAGAAGCGGCGACGCAAAGGAGUGUCGGAUGCGUCGGGUUACAGCAUGAGCAGCUCUUCCAUGUGGAGAAACGAGCAUCUCACUGUGCUGGACGAACGAUUCGAUCAGAUCCAACGCCAGUACGACUCUUCAGAUGAGGAGGAGGAACCUUCCCUGGACGACUUGGAUGAAGCCCCCGACCUCAUCGCUUCGCGCGCAGACUUUGAGUCCAUGAUGGACGAAUUUCUGGACAACUAUGAAGUGAUAGCAGGGAAGAUGCGCCCUACUCUCCCCGGCACUGCGACCGAGAAGCUUGAUACCGUACGAAAGGCUCUCGGAGAAGCCAAGCUUCGUGACAAUGAUGAGAGCGACACCGAAGACGACGAUAUCCUCAUGCCGUUGGAUAUCGACGAGAAGAAGGACCGGUGGGACUGCGAAACUAUCUUGACGACAUAUAGUAACCUCGAAAACCACCCGAGACUCAUUCGGGCUCGCAACGACAAGCCGGUUCCUAGGAUUCGUCUCGAUCCAAAGACCGGCCUGCCGUCUGUCGACCAAGAGCGUUCCACAACUGUCAAAGUCCUUUCGGAUUCGUCAGCUACUGACGAAGAAGAUGCGAAACUGGCGCGUGUCACCAUUACGCGGUCGAAGAAUGAGACGGCUGAGGAGAAGAAAUCACGGAAGCAAACCGUCAAGGCGGAACGCCAGGCUCGUCGCACAGACAAGAAAGCCACUAAGGAGCGCUUCUCCAAGGAGGUCAAACAACAAGCCCAGUCAUUGACGCAGAAGGAGCAAGCCAAGUUGCGUAAACUAUGA